Messenger RNA from Aphidius gifuensis, 2898 nucleotides. RefSeq names its product putative leucine-rich repeat-containing protein DDB_G0290503. The record is from RefSeq and is a predicted model, not a curated record. The coding region runs from base 423 to 2495 and encodes 690 amino acids. NCBI's taxonomy places the organism in Eukaryota, Metazoa, Arthropoda, Insecta, Hymenoptera, Braconidae. The transcript is spliced from 4 exons.
AGUCAUUUGUCAGCGUUCGUGUUUUUCACACCUCAUGAUUAUUUAUUUAUAAUAUUAUCUAUUAUCUAUUAAAAUUUAUAGCCAUUUUAUGGUUAAGAUUUAUUUGUAAAUAUCAAUUAUUUUUAUAAUAUCGUUAAUAUUAAGUUGGUGAGUUUAACUGACAAAAAAAAAAAACAAAACGAUUUAUUUUGAUUUUUCAUUGUCACACGUUUUUUCUCAUAAAGUGAAUAAAUUAUAUUAUUUUAUUUUUUCAACAAAGUGAUUGACAGACAUUUUGCAAAUAAUUUCAUACGGAAAAAAUGGUUGUCAAUAUAUUUGUCGACUGAAAUAAAUACACUUGAGGAAGAAAAUAAAAAACAAACAUCAAUGAGACAUUUAUUUUUUUAAAGAAUGAUGAUCUGGGUUCAAUGAAAUAUUAAAACAUGGAUAAAUAUCGUCGAAGAGCUAAAAGAUUUGAGGAUUUACCUCCAGCUAAUAAUGGUAAAGAAUCAUCACCAAAACCAACGCCAAAAAUAUACAUUGAUUCUUUUGGAAAAACAUCAGCAUUUAAGGAUAUUACACAUUCACCAUCAACACAAUAUAUGUCAAUAAAAAUUCCAUCAUCACCAUACGUUAGACGUGAUAUUCACAGCAGUGUUGAACGUCGUAAAUUUUUAAAAUCAUUAUCUAAUAAUAGUGGAACAAAUGAUUCAUCAGAAAAAUUAACAUUAUUAAGUGAACAAAAAAUUCAUAUGAAUGGCUGUAGUUAUAAUUUGACAAAUAUGUGUUUGUGUAAAGAUGUAAUGGUACUUGAAAAACGUCAACGUGAAAGAUCAAUUAAAAUUAUAAAUCAAGAUAGUAAUCAAGAAUUGCCAAAUACAACAAUUGAAGGUUCAAUUUUAGCUGGUGAUUUAGUUGGUUUACAUUAUCGUAAUGAAAUUGAAAAUAGUCCAUGUAAUAGUACAGAAUUAUAUGGUGAUUCAUCAUAUUAUUCAGAUAUAAGUUCAAAAGAAUCAGUAACAAAUACAGCUAGUGGACAAUAUUUAAAACCACUAGAAAGAAAUUAUAAUAAUAAAUAUGAUACAUCAAGUUCAUGCUCAAGUCAAUCAACAUCAGCAGCUUAUUUAGCUGAUGUAUCAAAUAGUGAUGAUUUAAGUUCAUUUGAAUCACAAGCCUAUCAGACUCUUGUUACUCAAUAUAGUGAUGAAAAAUCACAACCAAUUAAUCCAUUUUUAAGAAGAUUAGUUAAACAAAUUGAUAGUAAUAAUAAUAAUGAAGAAUCUGAUGAUGAUGAUAAUGAUGAUAAACCUGAUGAAUUAUUUACAAAAUUAUCACAAAGUUAUAUUAAAAAUCCAAAUGAAUUUACUGGUAAAUUAUUAUCAAUUUUAGAAACAAGUUGUAUUGAUGAUGAAGAGAAAUGUGACUUGUCUAAAAAAUAUGCAAAUAUUUGUGAUAAUAUACAAGAAGAAAUAUUGGCAAAUGAGCAUGAUAAAUUACCAGUUGAAAUAACAGAAGAUUAUACUGAUUUAGGUGUAUCAAUAACUUUAGAUCAUAGCUCAAUUUCUGAUGAUAAAAAUAUAUUAAAUAAUUCAUUUUUAAUUGAAGAAGAUGAAGUUAAUCGUUCAAUUAUGAUUGAAGCUGUUAAAAAACGUAAUACUUGUUAUGAAAUUAAAAAAGAAUUUCCAGAUGAUAAUAAUAAUGAUGAUGUUAAUAAUAAAAAUAAAAGAAAUUCAAUAAAUGAAAUUAAAACAAGUUAUAAUUUUAAUAAAAUAAAAAAUAUGUUUGAGAUGAUAUCAAAAACAAAUGACUAUUGUAGUUAUCUUAAUGAACAUAAAAAAAAUAUACGUGAUGUAACAACAAGAAUAAUAAAUGAUAAAAAAAUUGAUGUAGAUCAUCAAAAAUCAAAAAAUAUAUUAUCACCAUCAGUUGGAUAUUUAGAUGUUGGUAUUACAAAAGAAACACCAGCUGCUAAAUUGGCUCUACGUAAUGCUCAAGGUUUAAAAAAUAAUUGGAUAUCACCGACAUAUUUAAAAAAAAAUUCAGCAACAUCAAAUGAUAAGCAAGUGGAAUUUAAAAAAUCAUAUUCAAUUGAUUCUGGUAAAAAUACAUUAACACCAAGUUUUUCUGAUGAUAGUGAUAAAAGUUUAGAUGGAUGGAAAGUAUUUGGGGGUCGUAAAAAAACAACACCAUCACCAACAGAAGAUUAUCAUCCAAAAAGACCAAAUGAUUUACCUUUAACAAAAUUUGUAAAUAAUGAUAAUAAAGCACCAAGUGGAUGGCAAGUAUUUGGUGAACGUAAAAAAAUACAAUCAACAUCAAUUCGUUGUUUAAAUAAUGAAAAAAAUACACCGGGUACUUGGCAAUCAACAAAAAAAAAUGAAAGUACUGUAUGGCAAGUUGUUUGUGGUGGUGGUAAACCAAUUGAAUCACCAGUUGGACAAUACAUAAGAGGUGAUGAUUCAAAAUUAAUUCCAAAUAAAAAUGUUAAUAAAAUAGGUAAAUCAACUGAGGUUUAAAUAAAAAUAUUAUUAAAAACAACACUGAAGAAUUUAUAAAAUAUAUUAUUAAAAUCAUUUAUUAUAUAAUUAGUAUUUUUUUGUAAUUUAAAAAUUAAUAGUCGUCCAAAGAUUUAUAUAUAAUUUAAAGUAAAAAAUAUAAAUUUUCAAAUUGAAUAUAUAUAUACAGAGUCGGAAAUAUAAAAGAGAGUUAUCUUCAAUGCUUUAUGUACUCCUGUUACAAAGAGAGAUUUUCUGGACCGCAAUAUGGCCGCCUGUUGUGCUUUGUUUGUCUCAAUUAAUAUUAUUAACAAGUGUUAAAAAGCCAACAAGCUAAAUUCUUAACAUAAAUAAUUAUUAAAAUAUAAUGAUAAAUUUUUAAAAUUUAAUUUUUAAAUUAUUUAAAAUUUAUAUAUAAUAAUUU